Messenger RNA from Temnothorax curvispinosus, 1802 nucleotides. RefSeq lists its product as uncharacterized. The record is from RefSeq and is a predicted model, not a curated record. Bases 113 to 1732 code for a protein of 539 amino acids. The transcript is spliced from 3 exons. Lineage: Eukaryota; Metazoa; Arthropoda; Insecta; Hymenoptera; Formicidae.
CUGUGCAGUCGGUUGGAGGGGAUAGCUACGAGCUACGGAAGCGCUCCGGUGAGAGAAUAGUGAACUCAGGGUGGAAUAUUUUCCUAUUCAACUAGGCUUAUUAUUAUUAAAAAUGGGUCAUCGUAGUUGUUGCGUCAGAAAUUGUAAAAAUAAUGAACUGAAGAAUACGUGUAAAUUUUAUAAAUUCCCUACUGCCGACUAUAAAUUAAAGCAGCGAAAGAAAUGGAUUGCAGCUGUAAGGAAAAUUAAUUCUUAUAAGUGGCAACCAAAGAAAUCAGAUGUAAUAUGCUCUGAUCAUUUUAUUGGCAAAAUAAAAUCGAAUGAAGAAGCAAGUCUUGGAUAUGUUCCCUCAGUAUUCUGUGCUGAGAGAACAAGAAAUAUUCGUGAAGUUGCUGCAGUAAACAGACAUGCUCGAUUCAUGAAACGCAGAUUUAUAACUAAGCAAAAAUUGCAAACUAUGAGUACAAAUCAAGAUGAACCUGUGAAAGGAAAUGUAAUUGAACAUGAUAUGAUCAGUGAUAUGGAUGUGCGUUAUGAAGAUUCAGUACUUGAUAAUGUCGAAGUGCAGUCGGAGAGUCCAAAGUAUCUGGAUAAAGAGACUGAAGCACAUAUUUUUAUUGAGGCUAGCGAGCCAGAAAAAUCAUUUAUGUGUAAUAGAUAUAUUACUAAUGGUUCUAAUUGUAAGUGUGACGCAGAAGUACAAACAGAUAUAGUAACAGUAAAUCAUCAAACCAUAAUAUUAAAUCCAAGGAAAUUCAGAAAUAAGAAAUGUGGUACGACUCAACAGACUUUUGUAAAUAGAGCAGUUGGACCUGACUAUGAAAGUGUGCAAGAUAACGAUACAACUUGUUUAAGCUAUGCAUCAGUAAAAAAAGAUGAACAGCUUCUGGAUCUUGCUGGAGUGACACACAACAAUUUUAAAUUUUUGUUAAAAAGAAUCCAUGACGCAACUGGCAGUAAUACUAAAAUUUCAAAGGAAAAUAGAUUAUUUAUAUUUUUAAUAAAAAUGAAGACAGGAUUAACUUUUUCAGCAAUCAGUGUGUUGUUUAAUGUACAUAGGACAACUGUGUCAAGAAUAUUUUUUUCAGUAUUGGAAGAAUUAGCAAAGACCACAGCUAAUUUAGUUUUUUGGCCUGCAAAAGAUGUCAUUCAAGGAACGAUGCCAGACUGCUUUUAUCCGGAAUAUAAAGACACUCGAGUAAUCAUUGACUGUACUGAAUUCAGGAUUGAAGUACCAGCAAGUGUUGACAAUCGUGUGUUUACCUACUCACAUUAUAAAAAAGGUUUUACUGCCAAACUGUUAAUAGGUAUAACACCCGGAGGCUUUAUUAGUUUUAAAUCGAAGGUCGCUGGUGGUAGAAAGAGUGAUUCACAAAUCACUAUUGAAUCCGGACUAAUAGAUUUGUUAGAAGAUGGAGACACAGUUUUAGCCGAUAAAGGAUUUCCACAAAUCACUCGUGUUCUCGAUGAAAAAGGAAAGAAAGUAGUACUUGUUAUGCCACCUUUUUUAGAAAAAAAAGGAGAAUUUACAAAAGAAGAGACUCAAAAUACCUACAACAUAGCAAGAGUUCGUAUCCAUGUUGAAAGAAUAAUGCAGCGAUUGAGAAUAUACCAAAUUCUCAGCAAGAUACCUGAAAAUUUAUUUAGUUCUAUUGAUGAUAUUGUCCAUGUGUGCUGCGUGUUAGUAAAUUUGCAGCCACCUAUAAUAGAAGAAAAGGACAAUAACAAGUAAAUAAAAAUACUUGUAUAUAAAUGAAAUAUUUAUUUAUACUGACUUUGUUAAGAAAUAAUUUUAACAACAC